Messenger RNA from Entrophospora sp. SA101, 1215 nucleotides. Lineage: Eukaryota; Fungi; Glomeromycota; Glomeromycetes; Entrophosporales; Entrophosporaceae. The record is from the annotation of a GenBank genome assembly.
AUGAGUUCACAUAAAGUUAUAAUAUUAACAGGAGCUAAUUCAGGUUUAGGUUAUGAAGCUCUCAGACAAAUGCUAAAACAUCCAACUCCUUAUCAUUUUAUUUUACCAGUUCGUAAUAUCGAUAGUUCUCAACAAUCAAUCUCACAACUAAAAGUUCCUGAUCAUCACAAGAUUGAAUUAUUUCAACUAGAUUUGGAAUCAUUCGAGUCAGUUAAAUCUUUUGCAAGUGAAUUUUUAUUACGUUCACCAGCUUUACCAAUAAAUCGUCUGAUUCUUAACGCUGGAGCAGUUUUUAAAUCUUUGAGAAAAAGUGUCGACGGAUUAGAAUCAACAUUUCAAAUCAACCAUUUAUCUAAUUUUCUAUUAAUAGAUUUAUUAAUUGAUCGUAUGUUAAAUUCAGGAGACGAUGUUAGGAUAGUGUUAGUUAAUAGUUCGUUACACAUAAAAGGUACUGGAGCAGGUGAAGGACCAAAUUUAGAGUAUGACAAUUUGGAUGGGAGUAAAGUUUAUGACGGAUUAUUAUUCUAUAAGAAUUCUAAAUUGUCACAAAUGUUAUUUUGUUAUCAACUUGAUAAAAUCUUGAAAGCGAAGGAAGUGAAAAAUAUUUCUGUUAUUGCACUAAGUCCUGGUUUUGUCCCUACAACUGGAUUAACUAGAGAUACUGCCUUUUUUAAAAAAUUAAUAUUGCAUUAUAUUUUUCCAUAUCUUCCUUUCACGAGGACUCCUGAACAGCCUAAAUUUAUUCCUCAAUUUAUUAGACUUCAAAAGGUCAAUGGUUACGAUAUUGUGACCGGCACAAGAUAUGCUGAUGGAGGUGGCGUUUAUGGAUGGGAUCUUAGACGAAAGAUAAUAAGUCGAGGUGCAAAUUAUCUUGCUUCUACAUUAUUGCGACCUGGUGUUUCAGAUCUUACAGGCAGCUUUAGGUUAUACAAAAAAGAAGUAUUGGAACAAAUAAUUUCUUCGGUUGUCUCGAAAGGUUACGUAUUCCAAAUGGAAAUGAUGGUAAGGGCUAGACAUUUGGGUUAUACAAUAGGAGAAAUUCCAAUUACGUUUGUUGAUAGAGUUUAUGGUGAAAGCAAAAUGGGCGCAAAUGAGAUUGUACAAUAUGCUAAAGGUGUUUGGCAAUUGGUAAGUAAUUCUAUAAAAAAGGAUAAUGAUGAUGAUGAAAUUGGUGAUGUGAAAUUUAUUGUUAUUGAAUUUUAUAUUUUAGAAUAA